UGUAAAGGGGAAGGCGUGAGAGGCUGUGGAGGGGCGAGAAGCGCUGUUUUAACAUUGAGGCAGCAGAAAAGUUAUCCUGAUGCCGGGAAGUGCUUUUUCUAAGGACGAGACUUCGAAAGGCGGAGACUAUGUUGGCGGUUAUCCCCUCCAGGUCAGGGCCGCCGUGACGGGAAGACGCCGCGCUCUUCCUGGACUGCGAGUCGGGGUUUCCCGAGGAGCCCUGGCCGCCUCGCCGCCGCCUGUGUCCUGGGAGAGGCUUCCGGGAUGCUCCUACCACCGCCGGCCGUGGGCGCGUCCAGUCUUUCUUCAGACUCGGCUCCGUGAGAGCUGCCUGCCUCCUGCUGCGUCCGGUGCUGCCUCCGCUGCCAGCCCGCGCUCCAGACCACGCCCAACCCGUCCUCGCCCGCAGCCGCCGCCUGUCCCCGUCCCCUCUCCAGCCUCUCUCAUCACCUUCCCGGGAGGAGGGGGCGAGCCUCGGCCGGAGCCGCACAGCGGGCACCCUGGAGAUUUCCGCAGCGUCCCUCCCCGCGCGGCAGGGAAACGGCUCUUCCUUACCCCAGAAGCACCUGCCUGGUUCUCCCUGCACCAUUCACAGGAACGCGGUGUCCACCCCUCCACAGUCCAGAGGAAAACCCCGGCGUUGGCGGUCGUGGGCGUUUGGCCGCGCUCCCGGGUGUGUGGCCCACCCGUCGCAUCCUCCCUUCUGCUCCGCAACGUCCUGGUCCGUGAAAACGACCCGCCCAAGGAAAGGCAGGAGGGACGCGGCGGGAAGUCAGGCGCUCGCAGGCCCGCGUGUCCCGGAAGCUCCUACCCCGCGGCGCGGGCUCCGCAGAGCGCGGCGGCUCCACGCACCCCGGAGCCCCGGCGGGAACGCAGGAGGCCCAGGAGCGAUCAGGACGCCGCAGGCAGGAGCCGGGCCUGCCACGGAUACAUCGACUUCCAUGAGGACGAGCCAUUGACUUCCGCCCCCAGCGGGGGACGUUGUCUUGCUCAGAUAUGCAAUAUUCCAACCAAGACCGAAGGCAACUUUCAGUUGAUUAACAUGAAUAAAUGGGUUAUUAAAAUGUUGAGAAAACGUGCUUGGCUUGGGGACCAUCGUCACUAACGGGUGCUCCGGAUCCCUGAUCCGGGAAUUUCUGACCAAAAGCAGCCGACCAAAGACUGACACAGUGGCUGGGAACGGUGGAUAACGGUCAACUCACAACUUAAUCUGUUUGAUCGUAAAAGAUGAAAGGACUGAGGCAUGUUGGUGCAGUGAUGUGGGCAAGUGUGGGUGAGUUCGGCACAUCCCCCACCUGAGAGAACACAACUGGAAGGAUCUCUGUGGUCUUAAUGGAGGGCAGUCAACAUUAUUACAUGAACGUUUCAGAUGUCAUCUGCUUUGAUAUUUUGGUUUCGGCCAUGAAAGCAGAAAAUCAAAGUUUUGGAACAGAUUUUCUACUUGGUCUUUUCCAGUAUGGCCGGAUAAACUCUCUUCUCUUUGUUGUCAUUGCCACCAUCUUUACAGUUGCUCUGACAGGAAAUAUCAUGCUGAUCCACCUCAUUCGAUUGGACACCAGACUCCACACUCCAAUGUACUUUCUGCUCAGUCAGCUCUCCAUCAUUGACCUCAUGUACAUCUCCACCACCGUGCCCAAGAUGGUGGUCAACUUCCUCUCACAGAGUAAGACCAUUACAUUUAUGGGCUGUGAGAUUCAAACGUAUGUGUUCUUGGCCCUUGGUGGAACUGAAGCCCUUCUGCUUGGUUUUAUGUCUUGUGAUUGCUAUGUAGCUAUCUGUCACCCUUUACAUUAUCCUAUACUUAUGAGCGAGAAGAUCUGCUGCCUCAUGGUUGCAUGUGCGUGGGCCGGUGGUUCUGUCAGCACUUUCAUACAUACAAUGUAUGUGUUUCAACUUCCAUUCUGUAGGUCUCGGCUCAUUAACCAUUUUUUUCUGUGAAAUUCCAGCUCUAAUGUCAUUGGUGUGUCAGGACACCUCCCAUUAUGAGUAUACAGUCCUCCUGAGUGGACUUAUCCUGCUGCUACCAUUUCUGGCCAUUCUGGCUUCCUAUGCUCGUGUGCUUAUUGUGGUAUUUCAGAUGAGCUUGGGAAAAGGACAGGCAAAAGCUAUUUCCACUUGUUCCUCCCACCUGAUUGUGGCAAGCCUGUUCUAUGCAACUGCUCUGUUUACCUACACGAGGCCACACUCCUUGCGUUCCCCUACACGGGACAAGGUGGUGGCAGUAUUUUACACCAUUAUCACACCUCUACUGAACCCAUUGAUCUAUAGCCUGUGAAAUAAGGAAGUCACAGGGGCAAUGAGAAGACUGUUGGGAUAAUGGAUAUGCCGUAGAAAAUAUGACUUCAGAACCUUGUAUUGAUUGAGCAUUAACAACAUUAAAAGCUAUUCCUGAAAACUAUCUGGAAAGAUGUAAAUAAAUGUUUUCUGUAUAGAAGUCACAAAAACAGUGUUUGUCAAACUUGUUUAACUUCUAAAGCAGUAGAAUUCAGCCUUUUCAACCCAGUGUUACCCUGGCAUUUUAAUAUUUUGACUUGCCCUCUUGAACAUCUGAAAUGUGAACCAUAAAAAUAAAAUCUACCCAAACAUUUAACAUCAAGAUAAUCUAUAUAACAACCAAAGUUAAUAGAGAGAAAAAUGCAGAAUGUACUCAUGUACUCAGGUGUUUCAAUGCCUUAAUUUUGUGUGUGACACUGUUACAGGGACUGGUCUUGUGAGAGUAAAUAAAAUAAAAGCUGACAGAAAUCUCUGCUGAUCAGCAACCUUAAUUCCGUCUGCCACUUUAGUUUCCCUUUGCCAUAGAAGCUGACAUAUUCACAGUUGCUAGAGGUUAGGACAUGUGGACCUCUUUGGUGGGCCAUUUUUCUCCCUACGUGUUUAAUGUU
Messenger RNA from Piliocolobus tephrosceles (Ugandan red Colobus), 2882 nucleotides. Its product is annotated as translation initiation factor IF-2-like. The transcript is spliced from 4 exons. The coding region runs from base 80 to 1105 and encodes 341 amino acids. The record is from RefSeq and is a predicted model, not a curated record. NCBI's taxonomy places the organism in Eukaryota, Metazoa, Chordata, Mammalia, Primates, Cercopithecidae.